CUCAGAGUUUAAAACCGGCACAGACCGUCUGCUCUGGGCAGGACCUCCUCUGCACCACGUGACCAUGCGGGCCGUGUGUCUCCUGCUCCUCUGUGCCUGUGUGAGCCUGGGCCAGUCUCAGCUCAGGGUGUUUAACCUGAGAGCCCAGCGCCUCCCGCAGGACGCUCUGGGGAUCACAGACGGGUACGUCCGGGUCUUCUGCCGGAACGACCUGGUGGGGCAGACGUCUGUGAGGAAGAACACCGCUGACCCCUGGUGGAAGGAGGAGUACACGUACUACAACGCCGAGGAGAACUCCACGCUCAAGCUGGAGGUCCACGACGAGGACCUGAUCUGGGACGACCUGGUGGGGACCUGCCUGACCCAAGUCCAGUCCGGGACCCACCAGAACCAGUGUGCUCUGGAGAAGGGAGGCAUGCUGUACUACGACUACACCCUCAGCUAGAUCAUA
Messenger RNA from Boleophthalmus pectinirostris (great blue-spotted mudskipper), 451 nucleotides. Its product is annotated as perforin-1-like. The coding region runs from base 65 to 445 and encodes 126 amino acids. The record is from RefSeq and is a predicted model, not a curated record. Lineage: Eukaryota; Metazoa; Chordata; Actinopteri; Gobiiformes; Gobiidae. The transcript is spliced from 2 exons.